GCGUAGAAAUGUCACAUGGAAGUGCAUUGAAAUUCAACUUCAUCAUUCUUAGGCAGAACAGGCAAAGGUGGAUGAGUACAAGUAUUUACCUGAAUUUGUAGGAAAUCUGUUGGAAAGGUCGUCAGCCCUGAGAUAUGAACUUUGAAUUUAACUUGUACAGUUUCAUGGAAAAGGAGAAUGCCUCAAAAUCAACUUACUGAGUUUUGGUCAUAAUUAUAAUCCUUCAUUACUUCACUGAAUAAUGGAGGAAGACCAAAGGGGCAAUCGGAGGAGGGAUGCUCCUGCUAAACCUGAAAAGGCAAAGAAGGAAGGGAUUGGUAACCUGUUUAAGGAGCUGCGUGCAAUGUUACAAAAUCAUGGCUACCCUGCGAAAGGAGAUAAGUCCAGAGCAUUGCAAAGCACAUCUGCCAUUUUGCAGAGGAAGGAAGUAAAACUCAAUCCUGGUGGCUCUCGAGAUAAAACAAGUUGGGUUCCAUUUUUUCAUAACUAUGAAGACUUUAACCAAAUGAUGCUACAGGAAAGAAGAGAUCAAACCUGGGAGACCUUGCACCUUGCCCUAAUCCAAGAGUCCUUGAGUAGUACAGCUGAGACACCAUUUUUACUCCACCCAUACUCCAGCCCAUGGGAGACAAAGUCAUUGGAUGGCUUUAUGAUUAUACUGAGCACGGAUGGAGUGAUCAUGUUUGUGGCUGAAAACGUCAUGUCUCUCCUUGGCCACCUGCCAAGGGAUAUUGUGGGCAAAAAAUUACUGAGCUUUCUGCAUGACGAAGAGAAAACUGAAGUCUACCGUAAGAUUACACUCAAACUUCCUUUGGCAUGCUCAGUGGGAAACCAUGUUGAGUUUUGCUGUUAUUUAAAAAGAGGAAAUGUUGAAUUAGAAGAAAGUCCUACUUAUGAAUAUGUGAAAUUCAUCCUGAGUCUCAAACACAUCUGUAAUGAAUCUUUGAUGUUCUUUGGAGGAUUUAAUCCUAAAUGCACCUGCCCUGCAACAUCAAUCGCCAGCAAUCUCCUCUGGGAGGAUCAGUUUUAUUUUGUGGGAACUGUGUGUGUCCUCAGAUCUGAAGUCUUAAAGGAGCUCCAUACUGCAAAGCAAUCAAGUGAAACUAUAGUUGUACAAGAUUCAGAUGAGGAACAUACUUCAGGUGAUCGUAGAAGUCCUCGAAGACAAAGGCGAAGUUACAGAAUGGAAUCACGGCUCAGCAGCGAAUCUGCUAUUGUUUCCUUGGAUGAUGAAGUUGAUAUUGUAGAGGUUGAGCAGUAUGGAGCACAAGAAUCUGUUCAUAUCAUUCAGAUAGAUUCUAGUUCAUCAUCAUCUUCCGACACUAGCAUAUCAUCUUCUGGAAUCAUGCCAGAAUCACCAACCUCCUCAUCUUUGCAGAGCCUUGAAUUUGAAUCUGAGAUGGACCUGAGGAAACGAGAGGAGCCCAUAGACUUGGAAUAUUCAGUGGACUCCGAAUACAUAGAUGACUCCAUGGACCAGGAUGAUGUUAUUGACCUAGUGUCCCAAGAGGCCUCAGUGGAGCCAGACUUUGAAGAAAAUUCCUUGGACUCAGUGUAUCAGGAGGACGAGGUGGAGUUGGUGGAGCAGGAGCUUUACCCUGCCUCCAGCAAGGCUGCUAGUGGUGAUGCUCAGAUGCGACGAAUGACAUUGCGGCGCAUUUUCAGUCCUGAGCCCCAUUCUUCAGGGAUGAUGUCCAGAAACCAGUAUGCUGGAAAGAUGAAGAGAUCUGUUGCAGAUUUCAAGGAGGCCAAACGUUUCCGUAAUUCAUUUAGCUGUCUCAAGUACACUGAGGACCUUGAAGAAACUUGUGUUUCUUCCACACAGGACAAUCUUCAGGAACAAGACCAAUACCUUCAGGAGGAGCUGCAGGAGGAGGAUGAGCCCAUUGAUUCUCCUGUUGAAAUAGAAGAUGAUGAGCAAGAGACCAUUGACUAUUAUAACGAUGAAGACUUUGAUCACAAGGAUAAGAGUCAUAGUCUUUUUCCUGAGGAGCAAGAUGAGUCCUUUAUGGAUCCUUUACCAUCAGCUCAUAGCCGAAGCUCAGAGACAAUUUCUCUGAGCUGCUUUCCUCAAUCUCCUGUAAGCACUGCGUCCAGCAUAGAUGCCCUGGAGACUCCAGAGGAUUUCAUGCAACUGUGGCAAGAGCCACCUAGUCCACAUGAUUUAGAUGAACAUGAUACUUGGCUCUCCAAUGAUCAGAACUCCACACAGGAUUCACCCACCUGGCAGCAGGUGCAAGCACCAGAUGUAAAUAUUCAGGGGUCUCGGGGACCAGAUGCUAUCGAAGCUGAAGCUGCUGCUACAUCCAAGCUGGAAGUACCAAACAGUAUCCAGUCUUCUGAGAAUUCCAACUCCAGAGACUCAGGAGAUCUGGGAGAUCCAGGAGAACCUGGAGAUGCAGUAACAGCAGAAAUUUAAUCCCCAGCCAUGACAGGAAGGUGGGGGAUGGGGACAGACCCAUGAGGUCUGCAAAGUCAGGGGACAAUGCAGGGUACACAACGUCCCUUGGAGUGGGGAUGGGGGGCAGAUAUUUACUGUUAUUUCCUGAAAAGUCGUGUUCAUAGUGGUUUGUUAAGCAUAGCCUUUUGUUGGAAAUUGUGCUGUAGAGACAGCAUGUGAUCCCUAAUUCACUAUUAUGUAACUAUAGCCAGACCCCAGCAGGAGUCUUCUGUCACCUGCCCAGCUUUACACCUACAUGUUUCACUAUGGCUGGCUGGCUGUGGUCCACUCAAGAUCCAAAGUCAUGUUUCUGCCAGAAGCAUAAAGCAUUGUUAGGAUGAUUUGCAAUCUAGUAAGACACUGUUCAGUCUUGGCUACAAUUCUGAGGCUGCCUAUGCCCCAGAAUCUUGCUAAGGAAACUAGCAGGAAUGAGUUUCCAACUGUGGGAACCUAAAAUCAGUUCAACAAUGGUGUAUGGCAGGUAAAAUAAUCUUAGCUUUUUUGCUUAAUAAACACUUUCUUUCACUACAAA
Ictidomys tridecemlineatus (thirteen-lined ground squirrel) is the source of this 2972-nucleotide messenger RNA. Lineage: Eukaryota; Metazoa; Chordata; Mammalia; Rodentia; Sciuridae. The record is from RefSeq and is a predicted model, not a curated record.